AUGGCCCCCUUCGCGGCUUCGCUGGACGACCCCGCCCUGUUCGUCGAAAGGGCCUACAUUGACGGGGCUUGGACACACUCCAAGUCCGGCGAGACGUUUACUAUCCGCAACCCCGCCACCGACGAACUGCUCGGCUCCUGCCCAGAAUGCAACGUCGACGACCUCGAAGCCGCCGUACGCGCAGCCGCCACCGCCUUCAACACAUGGCGAGCGGAAUCCGGCCGCGCGAGAGCCCGCAUCCUCAAGAAGUGGUUCGACCUCAUCACGCAGCACCGCGUCGACAUUGGCCGCAUCAUCACCGCCGAGAACGGGAAAGCCCGGCCCGACGCCGAGGGCGAGGCGCUCUUCUCCGCGAGCUUCUUCGAGUGUAACCCCUCGGCGAGGGCGCAGGUGCUCCGCCAGCCCGUGGGUGUGUGUGGGCUCAUCACCCCGUGGAAUUUCCCCAUGGCCAUGGCCGCGCGUAAAGUCGCCGCCGCGCUGGCCGCCGGCUGCACCGUCGUGCUCAAGUCGGACGGCCUGACGCCCUUUGCCGCCAACGCCCUCGCUGUCCUGGGCGAGCGCGCGGGGCUCCCGGGGGCCGGGUCCCUGAAGAAGCUCAGCCUCGAGCUCGGGGGCAAUGCGCCCUUUAUCGUGUUCGACGACGCCGACGUGGAGGUUGCCGUCCAGAGCGCCAUCGCUAGCAAGUUCAAGGUCACGGGCCAGACUUGCGUGUGCGCCAACCGCAUCUUUGUGCAGGAAGGCAUCUACGAGCGGUUUGCGGAGCGCCUCGUCGCCGAGGUGGCCAAGUUCCGCGUCGGCAACGGCGCAGAUGAAGGUGUCACGCAUGGACCUCUGACGACCAGCGUCGCAAAGGUGGAGGAGCACGUCCAGGACGCCCUCACCGUUCUCGGGGACGUUGAUGAUUCGAUGAAGGUCAUGAGCGAGGAAACGUUUGGCCCCUUGGCAGCCCUUACCAAAUUUACCACCGAGGACGAAGUUGUUGCUAGGGCGAACAGCGUCGAUGUCGGGCUCGCGGCGUACCUAGUAACCUCCGACCUCGGCCGGUAUUACCGCGUCACUGAGCGACUCGAUUACGGCAUGGUUGCUGUCAACACCGGAGUCAUAUCCGACUCUGCGGCUCCGUUUGGCGGCAUCAAGCAGUCCGGAUUCGGUCGUGAAGGGAGCAAGUACGGUUGCGACGAUUACAUGGUAUACAAGACUGUUAUCACGGGUGGUAUCAAUACUGUUUAUAAAAGCGGACCAUAG
This is a messenger RNA of Parascedosporium putredinis, 1245 nucleotides long. The record is from the annotation of a GenBank genome assembly. Lineage: Eukaryota; Fungi; Ascomycota; Sordariomycetes; Microascales; Microascaceae.